Molecule: messenger RNA, 978 nt
Organism: Pistacia vera
Lineage: Eukaryota; Viridiplantae; Streptophyta; Magnoliopsida; Sapindales; Anacardiaceae
Exons: 9
Coding region: 25-978 (317 amino acids)
Biological process (GO): protein ubiquitination
Cellular component (GO): membrane
Molecular function (GO): zinc ion binding; ubiquitin-protein transferase activity
Source: RefSeq, a predicted model, not a curated record
CCGAACCGCUCGUUAUAAAUAUAAAUGCAUAAAAACAAAAACAAAAACCUCUCAAUUUUAUCAUUUCAAAAGCGUAGACUUGUUCGCAGAAUCAAAAAUCCGAUUUUUACAAUCCUAUUUGCAGGAAUCAUGAGUGAUCACCUGAUUUUGUGUGUUGACCGCCUUGUAACGCCUGAUAAUUUGCAUUCCCUGCAAACGAAUGAGGCCCCUGGAUCAUCCAGUGAGGGUUCCAGUUCUCAAGCUCCUGAUCCACCGGCUUGUGCUAUUGAUGUUGAGGGAGUGGGAGAACAUGGUGUAUCUGAAGAAGAAGAACCACUUAUUCAAAUGGUGGAAUGUCGCAUAUGCCAGGAGGAGGAUAGCAUUAAGAAUUUAGAGGUCCCAUGUGCUUGCAGUGGCAGUUUGAAGUUUGCCCAUAGGAAAUGUGUCCAGCGUUGGUGCAAUGAGAAAGGAGAUAUAACUUGUGAGAUAUGUCAUCAGCCUUACCAACCUGGUUAUACUGCUCCACCACCUCCCCCUCAGUCAGAAGAUACUACAAUUGAUAUCAGUGAGCCUUUGACAGUCUCUGGUGCUCCCUUGGACUUGCAUGAUCCUCGACUUUUGGCGAUGGCAGCAGCAGAACGUCAUUUGUUGGAGGCUGAGUACGAUGAAUAUGCUGACAGCAAUGCUAGUGGAGCUGCAUUCUGCCGCUCUGCAGCCCUAAUUUUAAUGGCUCUGCUUCUCUUAAGGCAUGCACUGUCUCUCACCAAUUCAGAUGGAGAGGAUGACGCUUCUACCUUUUUCUCUCUUUUCUUGCUCCGGGCUGCUGGUUUUCUUCUUCCAUGUUAUAUAAUGGCGUGGGCUGUCAGUAUAUUGCAGCGUCGAAGGCAAAGACAGGUUAGUGUUGGGCUCCACCUUUCUCAGGAGAACUUUGAAAUAGUCCAAGAGGAGAGAACUUUUAGCAAAGGAGGUGAUAUCACACAUUCAAGCCAUGAGAAGUAG